GGAGGGGAAAUCUCACUUGAGCCUGGUUGGCUCGGCUCAGUCGACUAAUUUCUCCCGGCCGGUCGCGUUGUGCUACGCGAUCGAUACGCCAACACCUCGGAAACUCUCUUUCGUGGAUUCUUUUCGAUCGAGUCGUAAAGUUUAAGUGUUUCACGCGAGUGAUUUCAGGACCAUGGCCGUUAUAGAAGUCGAGCCUUUCGUGCUGAUGGUGAGGGAGAACGAUCUGCUGUACAACAAGAAUCGGACCGACUACAAGGACCACGAGAAGAAGAUGGAGUGCUGGCAGAAUAUAGCUCGUGUCUACGGUGUGCCAGUGACUGUUGUUCUGGCUAAAUGGAAAUCACUCAGAGAAAAGUACAUAAAAGAAAGAAAACAAGUGAGACUACACGGACCAGGCGCUCUCAAAUGGGAACAUCAUAAUUUAUUCAAGUUUCUGGACCCCUACAUUUUUCCAAGAAAUCGACAAAAACGGUGUGUCCGAGCUCGACCAAUGGAAGUCUCCGUCCCGCCGUCAGCGAUCCUCGACGAUUCCUCGAGUCAAGGUCUGUACAUCGACGAGGGCGACCACGAUCCCCGGAGUGGCGAGGUCUCAGGGAACAGCUCCACGGUGGAGGACAGCGGCCUCCACUACUCCAUCUCCACCUCCAUCCAUCCCGCCUCCACCUCCGUCCUCCCCGCCUCCUCCUCUCGCAGCCUCGGGGACCACACGAACGAGCCGCGGGAAUUCGUCGCCUCCACGUCCAGAGACCCCGUGGGACAGAGGAGACAUCCGCCCUAUUCCGAGGAGGUCUACCCCAGCAACCAGGUCUCCGAUUUCGUGAGCAUGCUCCAGGCCAAAGUCGAGAGGAUCAGGAACACGUGCGAGAUGCUCAACGAGGACGAGCUCUUCAGCUGCGAGGUCAUCGAGGAGCUGAAAAGGAAGAGGAGCCAGAAAGUCAAGAGGGAGAUCAAGAUGAAGAUCCUCGGGAUAUUCAAUGAUUAUGAUGGGAUCGGAGAGGACUGAAAUCCCUCCUCCGUAGAAUCCCGUUUAAGCGAUCUCAACGACCACUCUCUACAAUGGGUCAGAAAUAGUGGUUCUUUAUUGCAAAAUGUACUCCACUUGUCAGUGGUCAAUGCCGCCGCCAUUUUUACUGUUUGUAAAUGCGUUGAAUGUUAAGAUGUUUUUGUACGAAAA
Bemisia tabaci is the source of this 1174-nucleotide messenger RNA. RefSeq lists its product as uncharacterized. Gene Ontology annotation, biological process: regulation of transcription by RNA polymerase II. The record is from RefSeq and is a predicted model, not a curated record. Gene Ontology annotation, cellular component: nucleus; transcription regulator complex. Lineage: Eukaryota; Metazoa; Arthropoda; Insecta; Hemiptera; Aleyrodidae.